AUGCAAGAAUUCUCAGAGUCCGCACGUGUCUCCUCAUUGAUACAGCAAGUGAUUUCACUCGAGGAAGAGGUUGAAGCUCUUACCAAAGAAAACACACUCCUUCGCCACCAAGUCAGUUCUGAAUCAACCACUAUCAUCACUAAUAUUCAAGCUAAAAUAGACGAAUCUACCCAAACUCUUCUUAAUGCCCUCUCAACCCAACCCCGCCAAAACCAACCACAAUCCCACUACCCACACCCAUCUCAACCCCAACAACUCUUCCUCCCCGAUAUUCAAGCCGCAGCCACAACCACCCACCAAAUCAAAGAAACCCUUAUCUCACUCGAACAAGAGCUCAACGGCCUCUGCAACCAAACCAUGCACCUCCUUCAAGACAACCAAACCAAAGACAAACAACUCCACCUCUACUCCAUUGUCAAUGAUAAACUCGUCCAAAUCAAAGACGCCUUCCUCGCCAACCACCAACAACAGCAACAGCAACAAUCCCACCACCAGCAGCAACAAUCACCCCAACACGAAAACCUCUCCCCACACUCUACCUUCAACCAUCACCACAAUCCCUCUUAA
Nematocida homosporus is the source of this 567-nucleotide messenger RNA. RefSeq lists its product as uncharacterized. NCBI's taxonomy places the organism in Eukaryota, Fungi, Microsporidia. The transcript has a single exon. The coding region runs from base 1 to 567 and encodes 188 amino acids. The record is from RefSeq and is a predicted model, not a curated record.